Microplitis demolitor is the source of this 939-nucleotide messenger RNA. RefSeq lists its product as uncharacterized. The record is from RefSeq and is a predicted model, not a curated record. Lineage: Eukaryota; Metazoa; Arthropoda; Insecta; Hymenoptera; Braconidae. The transcript is spliced from 3 exons. Bases 490 to 939 code for a protein of 149 amino acids.
UUUGAAAUUGAUCUAUAUAUCAAGAGGUUGAAAGUUAUAUUUGUAUAACUAUUUUUUAUACAAAAUUUUAUUUUAAAACAUUCUCAAAAUCUACCUGACCAAUCGAAUUUAAAUUCAUAGGGCUUCUGUUAAAUGUAGAAUCCUUUUAUAUUCCUUUGUAUCAUUUCAAUAGGACGGUUUGCUUAAAAGUUUUAAGAUAUUGAAACACAUACAUACACGCGCAGAAAUCCAUCUGGAAAUCAUCAGGAUAGCUUCUUAGGACUUAAAAACGUCAAAAUUUGAUAAAAACUCAAUUUUCGAAAAUCGGACUGAAAUCAUUAACUUCCCGAAUUUUCAUUGCGGGAAGUUAAAAAUUGUCUUAGGAUUUAAAUAUUAUCCAACCAUUGACAAAAUUGGUUGUUUCUAUUUAAUACCGGUCUCUUUGCGUAACGUCUUCAGAACAUAGAAAAAAAAAUUAUGGUUCUUCUAUCCAUGAUAUUAUAGUAAAACAUGUGUAGUAGCGAGUACUCGAUAUGUGCUAAAGGGCACUACAUAAAUAGUACUGAUUUUACUAUACGUGUGGUUCAGGUUAUUCCAAGAUAUAUAAGAUGCUAUGAACGUCGAGCUCACGGUUGUCCUGCUCGGGGAAAAAUAACAAAUGAUGAACUUGAUUUAUCGAUCGUUCAUAACCAUGUAAGAAAUCCUCAGUUGCAGAAAUAUUGCAUCUUUCAAGAUGCAUUGUUUAUUGCGGCAACGGCACGCCCUUAUAGAUCCCUGAAAGUUAUAUUUGACCAUUUGAGUGUGCAAAAUCAUGAAGCAGCGUCACAAUUCACAUGGCGGAAAAUGCAGCCGCUUAUGGAAAGUUGGCGCCGCAGUGACCGACCACCUCGUCCACCGAUUCCAAGCAAUCUACAACAGUUUGCCGAUUUUUUAAACAUGCCACGGUGGGUCUAUAAUUAA